AUGAAGCUGUACUUAUGUGUUUUGGUAUCGUUGGUCACCACUUGUUCCGCUGGAUUUAUUGGCUUGGGAGGCAGCUCAGGAGUUGCCAGCCAUAGCGCUGGCUAUGGUGGCGAAAGUUCGCAUUAUUCGCAUGGUAGUGGUCAAUAUUCUGGAAGUGGCGGGCAUAUUUCUGCAGGAAGUGGACAUACUCAGAGCGAUGCUGCUAUAAAAACAAUAAAAAUUAUACAUGAGAGUGCAGGAAACUCAGAUCACGCUGGUUAUUCCAAUUUUGGUAAUACGCCUCAAAGCAAUUAUGGAGUGAAUGACCACAGUGGAGGUACAGAGAUUAAGACUAUUAAGGUAAUACAUCAACAAAGCAGUGGUGGUCAUGGUAAUUAUGGUGGUGAUUAUGGUGGAUCAAGCUUUGCUGAAACUCAUAGCCAUGCAAGUCACACUGGUGGAAGUGGCGAUGUAAAAACUAUUAAAGUUAUACACGAACAAGCAGCUGAUGGUCACAGUGCAAAUUAUGCUAGUGCAGCAAAUGCAGGUUACAGUCACGGCAGUAGUGCUUCUUCAUAUAAUGCACAUAGUGGUAAUGCCGAAGUCAAAACAAUUAAAGUAAUACACCAACAAGCCUCUGGCGGCUUUAGUCAUAGCCAUAGUCAUGGCGGACAUGAUGGACAUAGUAAUGGUGGUGCAGCUGAAGUUAAGACUAUUAAAGUAAUACAUGAGCAUGGGAGCAGUUCCACUACUGGUGGAUAUGCCAAUGGAGACGGUAAUGCAGGUUACAAUUAUGGAACAAGUACUAAUUACGGAAGUCAAAAUAAUGUUGGCGGUGCGGAAAUUAAAACAAUCAAAGUCAUUCAUGAACAAAGUGCUAGAGCUAGUUCUGCUGCUGAAGGAGGUUAUUCUUCCGGAUAUGUUGGUGGUAGUACUGGCACAGGUUUUGCAGUCAAUAGUGGCUACAGUAGUGGUAACGUUCACCCCGCUAAUGCUGAAGUAAAAACCAUCAAAGUGAUACACGAACAAAGUGGCCACGGAAGUUUUGGUGGUUAUGGAGGUGGUGCCAGCACAUUAAAUAAUUAUGGUGGUUCAACCAAUAGUGGUACAGAAACAGUCAAAACUAUUAAAGUCAUACACGAACAUAGUUCUGGUUCAGCUGGAUAUGGUAACAGUGGCCAUUCAAAUGCUGCCAGUUAUGCCAAUAGUGGCGCUUACGCGUCCGCUGUUACGCUUGAACGCUUUAAAGCGAUGAUUGCAGAGCGGCAAUUGCAUUUUCGUAUUAAAAGCCAAACGUAA
Messenger RNA from Teleopsis dalmanni, 1278 nucleotides. RefSeq names its product keratin, type I cytoskeletal 9-like. The record is from RefSeq and is a predicted model, not a curated record. The transcript has 3 exons. NCBI's taxonomy places the organism in Eukaryota, Metazoa, Arthropoda, Insecta, Diptera, Diopsidae. The coding region runs from base 1 to 1278 and encodes 425 amino acids.